Messenger RNA from Suillus fuscotomentosus, 2175 nucleotides. RefSeq lists its product as uncharacterized. Lineage: Eukaryota; Fungi; Basidiomycota; Agaricomycetes; Boletales; Suillaceae. The coding region runs from base 1 to 2175 and encodes 724 amino acids. The record is from RefSeq and is a predicted model, not a curated record. The transcript has a single exon.
AUGACGUCUGAAAAUAGCACUUACAUCAAGCUGGAAGCAAUAGAAGCGGCAGUUCCUGGAGAAGGAAGUCACAAGCGUGCCCUGAUGAAUUUUCAGAGCGAAAUUGUGGGGCAGAUAGACAAAAUAAUAGACAGCUGCAUGACAUUGCUUGAGGCUACCCUGCAGCCUCCAGAGGAUGCCAAUACUACAAAAACUAUAAAAGACAGCCCAGAAACUGAGACACCAACAGAGAUACACACCCACAUGCCUCCUACACGUGCCAUCACACUUUUUCAACCCAAUCCAGUUAUACCUAAGUAUGCCGGCUCUAGUGCCAAUCAGCCUAUCAUUCAUCCCGGACACCACGCUUACCGGCACACUGCCAAUAUUCAACACGCUCACUCCAUAAAUGGCAACCACGAGGCGGAUUACUUGGUCCUGAACGGAUCUCAAUUCGGAAAUCUUAGGAUGGAUGCGAAGAACAUCAUAGAUUACAUUCCAAGUAUAGUAGUCCAUUCUAACUUCGCAGCGCAUGACGUCAUCUCCCAAUGUGGGAAUGUAAUUAUACCCAUAUUUGAGCUUCCCGUCGAUGCGAGGCAGAUUCGCUCACCUACUCCGCUUGGCUUAGCCAAGCGACUUUCACCCGGUCCCUUUUUUAAGUCGUAUGACGACGACGUCAAGCGUUCGCUGGGCCAGGCGACCAUCCCACUUCCCACUAUUGAAUUCGAUGACCUCAUUCACAUGUCUGAACGCGACAUUCUGAACAUCCUGGACUUGCCUAUCACUAGGGACACCUCACACGGCUCACUCACUCGCGAGCCCAGGACGCUUGCACCUGUGUCGAUGACACUUAGGAACUUCCGUGACGAAACCUCGUCUUGUCGAACUGCGGAGAGAGAUGUGAAAGAGAACAUGACUUUGAGUGUGGAUGAUCAUGAAGUACGUCGAAAGAACUCACUGAAGUCGAGUAUCCCGAGCCCGCCCAGGGUAUGCACACUUGCACCCUCUCUGCCUGCACCACCUAACAACUCGGCCGCGCAGACACCAAACGUUUCAGAUGGGGAACCCCCAUCUGAAGCUGCACUCUUUCACCAAGCGUUAGUGGUGAAGACGUGGCUCAUCGCACUUGACAAGAGCACAGCAUCCUUUGGACGCACCACCUCUCACAGCCUGACCAUCCACGAAGAAGAGUUUUCGGAUGAUGGGGAGCUUGUCAGUGCGAGUGACUCCCUCUCGUCGUGCGCUGACGACAACAACAACAACUUACCCCCAACCUUGCUCAUGAAACUGGACACAAAGGUACCCCUGAACAUUACUCAUAUCCGACACCUCGCAGAAGACAUUGCUAAUCCAUGGUCACACAAGUGCAUUCCCCAGCUCAUUCCCUCCCUCGUAUUUAGCAAGACGGCAGACUCCCUCGAAGAACCUGACGAGGACGAGGACAUGUUCGACCAACUCGAGCCCACUCCCUUCAGCAUCCAGUACUGUGAACACUCCUAUGAACCUCUCCCUUUUCAUGGCUCUUACGAUUUAUUCACCACUCAGCGUCUUGUAGCGCUUUGCAGGACUCUCACUGGGAGUAUGGCCUCCCAAGCCGUCCAAGAACUCGGACUGGAAAAGGCUGCUUUCCACACCACCCGUCCCAGUGCCAUCUACCACUAUCAUACAUCGACAUACUACGAGCACGUUCCCCGUGGCAAAUCCAGACUUUGCACCUGCAUUAUGGACCUCAGGAACAUGCGCGUCAUGGCACGAAAUGUCUUACAGCUCGUUCAUGCCACACUCACCCCAUCUCAAUCGCAGGAGUGCAUGGAGGAGCAGAUCAUACUCCUCAUCAUUGAUGGUGUGCGCUGCAUUCCUGCCAGCAUCAACCGUGCUGCCUUCUUCAUGCAACUUUGCCCAGCUGCCAACCCUCUCUUCACCUUAGAAGAAUUCGCGUACUUACGCACCGCAGCUGGGUUAUUUCGCUUUUUCGGACACUUCACCAUUGCAGAUGCCAUUGACGACUUAUUACAAUGCUCCCUCCCUGACGAGGACAUUGUAUAUACACUUUUGCAGAACUAUUCACUUGAUGACUUGCGAGGCACUGGUGUCUCCCCAAGCAAAAGCUUGAAGUACCUUCUCAAUGUCGCAGAAGCUUGGUGCGAGAAUUCCUUAGAGGUUAAUCAUGUUGGCCCAUGCUAUUUGGAAGGGUAG